Messenger RNA from Phaedon cochleariae (mustard beetle), 935 nucleotides. The record is from the annotation of a GenBank genome assembly. NCBI's taxonomy places the organism in Eukaryota, Metazoa, Arthropoda, Insecta, Coleoptera, Chrysomelidae.
UUAAGGUUUAAGCGUGUUUUUUUUUGUGAACAGUUUGUUUGAUUUAAGAUUUGAAUAUUUCAAUAAAAUGAUUACAAGAGCAAGAGUUCAGAGAAUGGAAGACAUUCUGAAGGAUAGUCCUGAUCCUAUCAAAAUUGUAUCAGCACCUAAAAUCACAAAAAAGAAGGUGCCGAAUAAAACAGCAUCAGUAAUUCCUGAGCCUGAGGAAAAGAGUAUGAAGAACACUAUUGAAAGUACCAUAAAUGAAGUGACAGUAGCAAGUAAGGAUACAAAAAAAAAGAAACCUGAAGUGAAACCUAUAAUUCCAAAAGGCAAGCCAAAAUCCGGAAGAAUAUGGAAAAGUGAGAAGAAAAAAUUUUCUUCUAUAAUCAAGACUAAAGGAAUCCGUAACUCUUUUGAGAAGAAACAACUCUUGAGACAGAAACUGAAGGACAUCAAAGAAUUAUCAAAAUCUAUCAAGAGUGCCAAAGAGGAAGAGAAUGAAGCAAGAAAGCAGAGAAGGCGUGAGAAUUUGAAAAGGCAGGAGGAGAACAGAAAGAGGUCAGAAGUUGUGCAGGUUAUCACCAACACAAAAAAGCUGAAAAACAUCAAGAAAAAGCAUUUGAGGACUAUUGAGAAGAGGGACACAACUGUGGUUUCAAAAUAAGGCUGUUUUUUUAUUGUGCUUCUGUAAAUAAGAGACAUAAAUUCAGUAGGUACUCAAGUUUAAUUCAUAAAAAAAAUCCUAAAUGCUACAUUCUGAAGAUGCCAAAUUUAGUGUCUUUGGAUUCACUAUUAAGAGCUGCUGCCAAACUCAAACCCAAGACUUUCCUUGUAUCCUUUGGGUCAAUUAUACCAUCAUCCCAAAUCCUGAACAAAACAAAGUAAAUCAAAUUAUUUCCUAAAAUCAACAAGAAGUAUGGUUUAUUUAUAAUUUUUUCAUAUUUAAGUGAGGU